This is a messenger RNA of Phyllostomus hastatus (greater spear-nosed bat), 717 nucleotides long. It is a transcript of the gene LCN6, whose product is annotated as lipocalin 6. NCBI's taxonomy places the organism in Eukaryota, Metazoa, Chordata, Mammalia, Chiroptera, Phyllostomidae. The coding region runs from base 1 to 717 and encodes 238 amino acids. The record is from RefSeq and is a predicted model, not a curated record. Gene Ontology annotation, molecular function: small molecule binding. The transcript is spliced from 7 exons.
AUGAGGGCUGUGCUGGUGGCCCUCCUGGCUUUGGCCUCGGGGCCCGGGGCCCGGGCAGCUUGGCUGGGGAGGCUGGACCCUACGCAGCUCCUGGGGCCCUGGUACGUCGUCGCCGUGGCCUCUGGGGAGAGGGGCUUCGCGGUGGAGAAGGCCACCAAGAACAUCGAGGGGGUCGUGGUGACGCUCACCCCCGAAAACAACCUGAAGGUGCAGUCGUCCCGGCACAGGCUGGAGCGGUGCCACCUGGAUGUCGUGGAGCUGCUGCGGCAGAACUCUGCCUGGGUGUUCCAGAACCCCGCGCUGGGCGUGCUGGAGUACCGGGUGCUGGGCACCAACUUCAGGGACUUCGCCAUCGUGUUCACGCAGCUGGAGCAGCGGGACGAGGCCUUCAGCACCGUGGAGCUGUACAGCCGGUCGCAGCGGGCCAGCCCGGAGGCCGUGAGCCGCUUCGCCAAGUGGAGCCAGGGCCUGGGCUUCCUGUCGCAGCAGCAGGCCCAGCUGCAGGCCGACGCCUCCUGUGCGCACAAGGUCUUCCAGGGACCCUCAGUGACGCUGCUGUCCUGGGCGGCCUCGCUGCUGGGUGAGGCACCUCCUGGACAUGGGCUUUGGGAACGAGAGGCCCAGGGGCGUGACCUCGGGAACAGGAUGGCCCCCGUCUUCAGGGCCUCCCAGGCAGGCCGCUCCCCCGUCCCCACCGCCCCGACCCCGGGUGGCUGA